Archocentrus centrarchus (flier cichlid) is the source of this 4662-nucleotide messenger RNA. It is a transcript of the gene phyhip, whose product is annotated as phytanoyl-CoA 2-hydroxylase interacting protein. The record is from RefSeq and is a predicted model, not a curated record. The coding region runs from base 140 to 1144 and encodes 334 amino acids. Gene Ontology annotation, cellular component: cytoplasm. Gene Ontology annotation, molecular function: protein binding. The transcript is spliced from 5 exons. NCBI's taxonomy places the organism in Eukaryota, Metazoa, Chordata, Actinopteri, Cichliformes, Cichlidae.
AGAGAGCCUGUGUGUUCGUUCACCUCCUAAUCAGUUUUCCUGGGGGAUCUAUCAGCGGCUGCACGAUAGCAGGGAAGUAGAAAGCGAAAUAAGAAGACCUACUCCCAUCACAAAUUUGAGCCUCAUACAAAUUACAGAAAUGGAUGCCCCCCUUUCAACCCCCUGUAAUAUCCAGAUUUGUGAGGUGACCUGCGACUCCUUCCGGAUCGUGUGGGAUAUGACCCCCGAGGACACGGCCAGAGCCACACACUUCUUCAUCGACCUAAGCCGCAAAGCCAACAGGGACCCCAACCGCUUUAAACACAGGGAUGUGCCAACCAAGCUGGUGGCCAAAGCCGUGCCCCUCCCCAUGGCAGUGAGGGGACACUGGUUCCUCAGCCCGCGCACAGAAUACUGUGUUGCUGUUCAAACUGCUGUCCGACAGCCAGAUGGUGACUAUUUGGUGUCAGAGUGGAGCCAGGUGGUGGAGUUUUGCACUGGGGACUAUGCCAUGGAACACCUACAGCAGCUUCUCGACAAGGCCAAGGGCUCAGCGGGGAGGCUGCUGAAAUUCUCUGUGUUUUAUCGCAACCAGCACCCAGACUACUUUGAUUAUGUCAGAAAGGAGAGUGGAGGUCUGAUGCGUCCGGCCCUAAAAGACAGCAGUGGGAGUCAUGGCUCUCCCAUCAGUGGCAAACUGCAUGGAGUCUUCUUCAGCUGCAACACAGAGUUUGACACAGGCCUACCUCCCAAAGACUCUCCGUACGGACCCCUGCGGUUUCAGAUCCCAGCUGGGCACCUCCUGAACCCUGACAUCUGCCUGUAUUUUGCAGACUUCUACUGUAUGUACACAGCCUACCACUAUGUGGUGCUGGUGCUGGCCCCUGCUGGCUCAGAGGGAGACGCCUUUUGUCGCACCCGUCUCCCUAUGCUGGACUUGGCUUCCAACCCCUUCCUGACCUACACUGCCCCCCAGAGACCGGGGGAGGAGCCCCUGUACUGCCACGCCAGCGACGUCAUUCUUGAGGUGCUGUUCACCGAGCCGGUUCCUUUGGAUCAGGGCAGCGUGGAGCAGAUCAGCGGGCACCAGCUUAUGAGUCUGACCACCGCCAAUGCCAAGAAAGACCCGAGCUGCAAAGUGUGCAACAUUAGUGUGGGGCGCUGAGGGAAGUGCUGAUGCAUGACAAAAACUUGGAAGUGUGUGAACCUGCAGUGAAAACAGACGCUGUGAUGCAAAAGAUAGCUGAGCCCAUCGUGUGUAGGUUAGAGCACUGUGGAAAGACUCACCUCUCAGGGUGCGCUCGUGCUGCUUUCCCUCUUCCCUCCUGCGUGGAGCAGAUAGUGUAUUUAACUAGAAAACUUUUAAAAUGUGUAUUGCGUUAUUCCAUCCUAAUCACAGCUGGAAAUACAAUGAACGUGCAAAACAAGCACUGAAAACACAACAGGCUUAAGAAGACUGGAGAAAAUGAUUUUCUUCAUGGUGUCAUCGUGGUGAUGUGUCGCAUCUUUUUCAGCAAUUUCUAUUUUUUUCCCUCGAUGUAUUUUUUUGUUUGUUUGUUUUACUAGACUUGAGACCUUUUUCACAGCUGACAUUUUGACUUGUCACAGUAGGGACAAAACAGGCGUAAUAAUGAUGGAUGUGUGGAUGCUGGCUCAGCUUUAUGGCUUACUGGGACACUUACUGGACCUCAGCCAUCAUCAGUCCUCCAGUGCUUUCUCUACUGUGACAAGUCAAACCAGGUUUGAUGACAUGUAAAACAUUUUUGUUUUUUCCAGUAAGAGAUUAUUCCUACUUGUUGUGAUCCCCUCUCAAAAAUCCACUGCCACAUAUGUCUCCUGCAAAAUUAAGUCAGAUUGUCUAAGCAGUGAUACUACAUUGAAACAUAAACUCUAGUUUAAGAGCAUCCUCGAUACUUUCCUGCUUUACUUUAAUCAACUAUAAAGUUGAUUGUGAAAGUCAGAGCAUAUACAUGUUGCAGGAAAGACUUUACUGCAGAACAGUAUGAUACUUUGUAACAGUUACAGCCAUUAGAAGGAGGUUGGGUGUUUGAUCAUGUAAGAGUAGGUAAUGAGGAAGCUCUCAAAGUUCCCUGCAGUAACUCUUUGGCAGCUGUGCUAAGAUUAGCUGCUCCUGCUACUGGGCAUCUGUUUGUCCCUGCCCAGUAAUGUCUGCCCUAUAUGGGAAUCCCAGAAAUGCCUAAAGUGAAAGGGAUCCCCUCCCUGUCGCACAACAGUAACUCAUCCUGUGGUGAUGGGCCAAAAUGCAGGACAUGCCAGCUGAGCGUGGACUGAAAAAUCAGACAGCGUGUGAUGCUUAAUGUGAAAGAAUGGUGGAAACUGACAACAAAACAGCCCUGUAUUAAAGACAUUUUUAAAAUACAAAACUGUCACUAAUUUGUCUAAAAAGGAAUAAAAAUAAAAGAAGUAACAUUUCACAGAAAAAAAUCAAAACAGAAAAUAACCACUACACUUUCACUCAGAACUGGCAUAGUAUGCAUGAGAGAAAAAAAAAAGGAGGGGGGGAUCACUUCUAGGUUGAGUGCGUCAUGCCCUUUCACUCAGAUUCUUCCCAUGGCACAGAUGUGAGUUCACACUCACAGUAAUGCCGUAAUUCUGCCCGUUGUUAUUGUCCCAGAAAGCCUCGCUGUACCCUCCUGGCAAAUAACUUAAACAAAACUCAAUGUUCCUUUUGGCAUCUAGCACUUUAGGAAUGGAAUGUCAAAUUCAAAGAUGUCCGUCUGAGGUCCUCCAAAGCGUUUCUGCAGGUACGCACAGGGCACGUCUCUGUAGCUCUGCCAGGAGUCAAAGGUGAUGCGCACACGCACAUCUUUCCGGUAGCUGACAUUCCUGACUCUUGCGGUUCCUUUGAGGGCCUGUUCACUGAUACUGCAGUUCUCCAAGAUGACCAUGCUCUCUGCCAGCUUGGCACGAAAGGCCUGGAAAUCUGCAGAGGGCUGCGGGAAACCCAGUUUGAGACGUGUUCCUGGGCAGCAGGUGCUGACGGUGCAGCUGUAGCCAUCCUCCGUCAUGCUGCCCAAAGACUGCAGUGAUGGCAGCAGGUCGAGGUCAGACUCUUCUUCAUCAGAAAACACUCGCACGGCUGUUAGAGACAAUCCCUGUGUGUCGGCAAAAACCACACGCUUGUUCUUGAUUGGGAACAACAGAUCAUCGCCAUCGUGCGGGUCAUCCAGCAAAGGUGAGAAAGGAUGGAGCAGAAAGGCUUGGCUCAAGACAUCAGAGGAUAACUGCUCUGAAACUGGAGGACGGAUGCAGGAUCGCUGGGGUUUUAGGAUGGGAACCCAGACAUGAGGACACAGUUGUUUACGCUGGUUUAAGCACAGCCUGACGGCAAUCUCCAGAAGUCCAGCUGACCGAGCCAUCGACCCAAAGCCGACAACUGGCAGGACACUAGCAAGAAACACACACGGAUCUCAGUUUGGACUGGAAAUGUUAAUAUGCUCGUGUAGAUUGCAGUUGUGCUGUUCUCUGUUUUUGAGGCGUGGUUUGAGGAAGGCAUCACAACAUGAAUGUGAUCUGAUACCAAAAAAAUGAUCAUUUCAAUUUAAUCCCUAAAGAAGUUGUGCAAACUAAUCUGUACAGUUUGUGUGUGUGUGUCUUGUCUCAGUGCUUACGAUGUACUGGACAUCUCCAUGCUGGUUUUCUGAUACUGAGUGAUGGGAAUGUUGUUCUCAAUGUUUGGAGUUCUGGAAAACAGAAAAAACCUGUCAGAAUUACAACAGACAAAAUCUGUUUUUAAAAAAAAAAUCAAGUUGCACACAAAGAUCGAUGUGUGACAACAAGCAUCAGUCUUUGUGUGUAAUUCUGAGUUGUAUUCUAAAUUUUUGCUUACACUCUCCCAUGGGCAGCGUGUUGUAGUGUGCGGUCAGUUGUUCCCCACAGGAGAAUCUGGCGCAGCACAUUUAUAUCACCUCAGUUUUGAUGUCAUAUUGUUUACCCCACCCUCUUUACUGUCCUGGCCAACCAGCUUGUGACUUUGUGUUUUCCUUUAGAUUUCCCUAUAGUACUGAUCUCAGAUCAUUUAUGCCACCAUUUUUAAUAUUUAAAUAGGUUUUAUGUUUUUAUAGGCUGCCAUUACUGAGCCUAAUCCAAUGUUUUACUUAUGGGAAAGACACAUUUUGAAUACACCUUAAUGUUAACUGUGAAAAUGUACAUGAAGUUACAUAUUUGUAUCAUCACCUUACACCUUUAUUGUCCAGUGUUAACGAUGUGCAUUAACUACAUAAAAAUGUGUUGUGUGUAAUUCCACUCUGCAUUAUGGAAACUAUCCAGGUCAUCCUGCCAUCUAUUCCCACACCUGUUAGCAGACACAGAUCCCACAAGAGGGCUGGGCAUGGUUCCAAACCUUUUCUACCUAGCGCCUGCCCUGACCUAAAGGGAUCACUGCCCCACAGUCCAUGUGUAAACCUGAGGAGGGCCGGAUUAUAGACAGCUCUCAGCAGGCCAGUCACCUAGCCAAGGAAGCUAUUCAGGAACCACUCCAUGUACGCAUACAAGCAUAUCGAGUUCCACACACAGAAGACCCAUCUUUACAGAGACGCCCGGAGCCACCAAACUACAGGACACUUCUGAACUCUGAAUUAGUGUGAAAAAUGUGAAUAUUUCUGCAAAGUCUAAAAAAAUAUCAGGUGUAGUGUUUAAUAAAUGCAGUUCUUUCACAGUCAA